Molecule: messenger RNA, 2565 nt
Organism: Rhinichthys klamathensis goyatoka
Lineage: Eukaryota; Metazoa; Chordata; Actinopteri; Cypriniformes; Leuciscidae
Exons: 1
Coding region: 1-2553 (850 amino acids)
Biological process (GO): DNA recombination; DNA integration
Molecular function (GO): DNA binding
Source: RefSeq, a predicted model, not a curated record
AUGCUGACACAAGGCGCACUCGCCCGUGCCAUAAAACAGAACGACUGGUUCACAUCAGUCGAUCUGAAAGAUGCUUUCUUUCACAUAAGCAUCUAUCCUCCGCACAGGAAGUUUCUUCGUUUCGCCUACCAGGGCAUAUGUUACGAAUUCACAGUUCUUCCGUUUGGACUCAGUUUGAGUCCCCGAUCUUUCUGUCUGUGCGCGGAGGCGGGCUUAGCACCUCUGAGAAUAUCAGGUCUGAGAAUCCUGACUUAUAUAGACGAUUGGCUCAUCAUAGCCGAAUCAAAGGAGAAGGUGUUGCAGGACACCGACCGUGUGCUCGCGCACAUCACAUCGCUCGGGUUUCAAGUGAAUGUGAGCAAGAGCAAUUUCACGCCCAGUCAGAAUGUCAUUUUCUUGGGCUUGGAGUUGAAUUCGGUCUCCAUGCGAGCGCGCCUCUCUCAAGAGCGCGUUCGCUCUCUGAUGAACUGUCUGACGCAGUUCAGAGAAGGGGCGAAAGUGCAAUAUCGCACAUGUCUCAGGCUACAGGGUCUCAUGGCUUCAUCUACCCAAGUUGUGCCAUUGGGACUUCUGAGGAUGAGGGCGUUCAUGAAAUGGGUCUUGUCACUACAUUUCAGCCCGAUUCGCGACCUUUGCCGCUCGGUAACAGUGACACGCGCCUGCUCGGCGACCUUGCGCCACUGGGAGAGAGAGAACUUUUACGCACGGGGAACCCCUCUGGGGGCGGUCACGAUGCGGAAAGUUGUGACGACAGAUGCGUCCUUGACAGGCUGGGGUGCCACCCAGGAGGGCAGAACGGUGAACGGUCUGUGGCCAAACAGACUACGUUCAGCGCACAUAAACUAUUUAGAGCUUUUAACCAUUUGGAAAGCUCUGAAUCAUUUUCUGCCUCGCCUGCAGGGACAUCACGUUCUAGUACGGUGCGACAAUACCACGGCUGUGGCUUAUAUCAACCGUCAGGGCGGCAUGCGCUCGUCGAAACUCCACGCUCUAGCUUACACUCUGGAGCAGACGGGUUUUCCUGUCGUUACGCGCAACUCACGUUCCGGGCAUUCUGAACAGAGGUGCGGAUCUGCUAUCAAGGGGAAACCCAAUCUACGGAGAAUGGCGUCUUCACCCUCAGAUAGUGGAAAUGCUAUGGAUGAGAUUCGGACGGGCGAGCGUAGAUCUAUUCGCCUCGCGCGAAAACUACCAUUGUCCUAUGUUCUUCUCUCUAAGGGACAUGGACGCGCCCCUCGGGGUAGACGCACUGGUCCACCCAUGGCCCAGAGUGCUCCUGUAUGCUUUUCAUCCCCUGUGCCUGAUAAUUCCCUCAUUGGCCAGGGUGAGAGAGCAGGGCCUGUCUCUCAUUCUGAUAGCACCCAGGUGGCCCAAGGCACCAUGGCUGGCAGAGAUAAUUCCUCUGUUAUACGCCGAGCCGUGGCGCCUUCCCGUUCGCACGGAUCUAUUGUCCCAAGCCAACGGGGAGAUCUACCACCCCCACCCGGACAGGGUGGCUCUCUGGGCCUGGCCCGUGAGAGGACGAACCUGAACGCACUUGGGCUUUCGCCGCGUGUGGUCGCCACUAUUCAGAAUGCCAGGGCCGUCUCUACACGGUCCUUAUAUGGCUGUAAGUGGCACGUGUUCGAAGGGUGGUGCGAUGGGCGCGGUCUCACAUCUUAUCAGUGCUCAGUUCCUGAUAUUUUGUGUUUCCUUCAGGACCUCAUGGAAAAAGGGAGGUCUUUUUCCACCAUUAAGGUCUAUUUGGCUGCGAUUUCAGCCUGUCAUGUGGGUUUUGAGGGCUCUACUGUCGGGCAGCACCCUCUAAUCCGCAGAUUUAUGAAGGGUGCACGCCGCUCGUUGCCAGUCAUCAGGAGAACUGUUCCGGAAUGGGACCUCUCCAUGGUGCUGGAAGCACUGUCUCAACAUCCUUUUGAGCCCCUAGGGAGUAUUUCCCUUAAGCUGCUGUCCUUCAAGACAGCUUUGCUCUUGGCCUUGGCGUCUGCCAAACGUGUCAGUGAGCUACAUGCACUCUCGGUUCACCCCUCGUGCACUAAGUUCUCCCUCAGUGGAGAUAAGGUUUCCCUUAAGCCUAACCCGGCCUUCAUGCCGAAGUGCUUCCCUGCGUUCACUUCGGAGGUGUUGGAGCUGUCCGCUUUUCACCCUCCACCUUUUACCUCUCUGGAGGAUCAGAGGCUGAAUGCUUUGUGUCCAGUCCGUGCUUUACAGGCUUAUAUGACCAGGACCAGCGCUUUCCGGAAGAGCGACCAGCUCUUUGUUUCAUGGGCCCCUCCGCACAGAGGGAGUCCCAUAUCGAAGCAACGCCUCUCACAUUGGGUUGUGGGCGCUAAAACUAUGGCUUAUGAAGCAAAGGGAGUGCAGCCCCCAAGGGGCAUCAGAGCUCAUUCCACAAGGGGCUUAGCCGCCUCUUGGGCUUUGUUUAGGGGAGUGUCACUGCAGGACAUCUGCUCCGCUGCCAGUUGGGCUUCUCCUCAUACCUUUGUGCGUUACUACCGGCUGGAUGUCACCAGAACCUCGGUAGCACAUUCGGUUUUAGGGGUUGGGUCUUCUUAGCUCUUCCCUGUA